CUAUCUGGCACCCCUGCAUUUGCUUCAAUAAACACUCACUUAGGAGUUGAGCCAGGUCGUCGCGAUGAUCUGGAGUCGCUCACUUAUAUGUUAAUCUAUCUCUUAUGUGGCUCUCUUCUGUGGUUAACCAGUGAUGAUGAGAAGUUGCCCACCUCUACCAUACUCAAGCGCAAAGCACAUGCUACCAUUGCAAAUAUUUGUCAUGGAAUCCCUGUUGAGUUCGCGACAUUUCUUAUUUACACAUGCUCUCUAGCAUUUGCAGAGGACCCUGACGAUGAUCACCUA
Suillus fuscotomentosus is the source of this 285-nucleotide messenger RNA. RefSeq names its product doubletime/casein kinase i epsilon. The annotation marks the transcript as partial. NCBI's taxonomy places the organism in Eukaryota, Fungi, Basidiomycota, Agaricomycetes, Boletales, Suillaceae. Gene Ontology annotation, cellular component: cytoplasm; nucleus. Gene Ontology annotation, biological process: endocytosis; signal transduction; peptidyl-serine phosphorylation. The transcript has a single exon. Gene Ontology annotation, molecular function: protein serine/threonine kinase activity. The record is from RefSeq and is a predicted model, not a curated record.